Actinia tenebrosa (Australian red waratah sea anemone) is the source of this 1602-nucleotide messenger RNA. RefSeq names its product programmed cell death protein 6. NCBI's taxonomy places the organism in Eukaryota, Metazoa, Cnidaria, Anthozoa, Actiniaria, Actiniidae. Gene Ontology annotation, biological process: COPII vesicle coat assembly. Gene Ontology annotation, molecular function: calcium ion binding. The record is from RefSeq and is a predicted model, not a curated record.
ACAGGAAGCCCAGUAUACAAAGAGAAAAGAAGAGAAGGAUAGGCGUAGCAUUUUUUGUAGUUUUAUGUGAUUUUUGGCUUUUGAUUCAAGAGAAAUGUCUUGGAAUCCACAUCGAGGAUCUCAACCAGCUUAUAACCCCAGUUUYGGAGGCCAACAACAGCAUGGUAGGGGACAAUAUCAACAGCAGUAUGGGGGCCAACAAUAUGGACAAUAUGGUCCCCCACCUACUUUCCCUGGGUAUGGUGGUGCACCACCCCAAGGCCCUCCCCCUGGGGUUGAUAUGGUAUUAUGGCAAUGGUUUCAAUCAGUUGAUGAAGACAGAUCAGGUAAAAUUACUGCAAGAGAACUGCAACAAGCCCUUCAUAACUCAAACUGGUCCCAUUUUAAUGAGGAGACCUGCAGACUGAUGAUUGGUAUGUUUGAUAAGGACAAGUCAGGGACAAUAGAUAUUUAUGAAUUUGCAGCAUUGUGGCAGUAUGUACAACAAUGGAAAAACUGCUUCGAUAGCUUUGAUUUGGACAGGUCUGGAACAAUYGAUGCAAGAGAAUUGAACAAUGCUUUCUCUACUUUUGGAUACAGAUUAACUCCCCAGUUUUGCAAUUUAUGUGUACAAAAAUUUGAUCGACAAGACUCAAGAACAAUGAAGUUUGAUGAUUUUAUUCAGUGCUGUGUGACCCUCAAGUCUCUUACUGAUGCCUUCAGGGCUCAUGAUUCCAACCAAUCARGAUCAAUCACGAUAAACUAUGAGCAGUUUCUUGAGAUGGUGCUUGAUCACACACUUACAGGACUUUAAGAGAWGCUGAUACAAGUUUUUGAUGUUGUCUAGACAACCCCAGGGUCACUUACUGAACUUUAAGAGAAGCUGAUACAAGUGAUGUUGCCUAGACAACCCCAGGGUCACUUACUGGACUUUGAGAGAAGCUGAUACAAGUGAUUAAUGUUGCCUAGACAAUUCAGGGUCACCUACAGGACUAACCAGUGAUAAACAAGGAAAAAUUAUAGGGACUUUUCUUUCUGACUUUCAUUGAUGUUGCCUAGACAACUUAGGAUCACAUUAAACAGGCCAUUUCUUUUAAAUAACUGUGCAGUUCCAGAAAAUAGCCAUACAGUGCCUCCUACAUGUAGAGAAGAUUGAGCCCCUCAGCUGAGACAUCCUGUAUUUGAAUUACACUGCCUAGAAAUUCCAACUAAUUGCAGCAAAAGUAUGGAUAUAGUCUUGACUGCCUAAAGGUUUUCAUCAAUUAUAAAUUGAGUAGCGACUACACUGUAGCUUUAGGAGUACAGUCACAAUUUUCCUCACACAAAAUCCAUCACCCUUGCCUUCCCCCCAAGAAACUUGUGUUUGACGUAGCUAAUGAUUAUCUUAAUGACAAUGAUGAUAACAUUUGACUGGUUUCGUAUUCGCAACUUUGAGGCUAGCGAGGAGAUUGAGUCCCUGAGCUGGGACAUCCCAUAAUUAGAUUGCAUUCCCUAGAAUUUCCAACUAAUUGCAAUAGCAGCGUAAAUUCAACAGCUUGUAAUCCUUCACUGCYCAUCAAAACUGUUGUGUUUAUACAAAGUGCCCCUCAAAAAUUAACCAGUAAAAAGAGAGAUUGAUUGAAA